Messenger RNA from Arabidopsis lyrata subsp. lyrata, 1216 nucleotides. RefSeq names its product NEP1-interacting protein-like 1. The transcript has 5 exons. Lineage: Eukaryota; Viridiplantae; Streptophyta; Magnoliopsida; Brassicales; Brassicaceae. The record is from RefSeq and is a predicted model, not a curated record. The coding region runs from base 327 to 992 and encodes 221 amino acids.
GAUUAAUUUGGAAGCCAAAAAGUCAGAAGAAGGGGCGCAAAAGUCUCACCCACUCAUGGUUUCCUUUAAAUAUCGUCGUCGUCGUCGUCGUGAGAUAUUUUCCUUUUUGAAUAUUAUUAACCCGAAAGAUGAGACGCGUGAUUAUUAUUAAUUAAUAAAGAAAAUUAUGGUCAGCGGAGAGAAGGUGCCUUUGGUCUCUCUCUCUCUAAUUGAAAUUGGUUGAUUAUCCUCAAAAUAAGAAGAGAGGUUCUCUCCUUUAUUUCAGACAAAAAGGAAACAAUUCAUUCCCUCCUCGUUGAUCUCAAGAAAGAGAGAGAGAGAGAGAUAUGGAUGGUUAUUAUUCUCUGUCGCCCAUCUCCCUCCUCCAUCGGGUUAAAGAUUCCUUCCAUUUCGCCGUCUCUGCCCUUCUCGCCAACCUCUUCUCCGCUCUCUUCACCUUCUUCUUCGCUUUAGUUGGGACUUUGCUUGGAGCAUUGACCGGGGCUUUGAUCGGCCAAGAAACAGAGAGCGGUUUCAUCAGAGGUGCCGCCGUUGGUGCUAUCUCUGGCGCUGUCUUCUCCAUCGAAGUCUUUGAAUCUUCCCUCCUCCUCUGGCAAUCCGAUGAGUCUGGAAUUGGAUGCCUUCUCUACCUGAUUGAUGUCAUUGCUAGCCUUUUGAGCGGGAGGCUUGUUCGUGAGCGUAUCGGCCCUGCAAUGCUAAGUGCCGUCCAGAGUCAGAUGGGAGCUGUGGAAUCCCAGUUCCAAGAGCAUACAGACAUCUUUGACACCGCCAUUUCAAAGGGUCUCACUGGGGACUCUCUCGACAGGAUCCCAAAGGUCCGAAUCACAGACACCUCUCCGGAGAUUGUCUCUUGCUCUGUCUGCCUUCAGGACUUUCAGGUGGGAGAGACAGUUAGAAGUUUGCCGCAGUGCCAUCAUAUGUUCCACCUACCAUGCAUCGACAAAUGGCUUCGCGCGCAUGCUUCUUGUCCCUUGUGCAGAAGACAUCUUUGAAUUGAAUUUGAACACCUCUUUUCUUCUUUCUUCUCUUCUUUGUACAUGAGGUAUAGGCAUACACACACAUACACACACUACUAGUCUUCCUUGAUUUUUUAGAUUACACGUUACACAGAUUUUGAUGCACCAAUCAUUGUAACUUCUUCACUCAUCUCUUGGAGAUCCUGUUUAUUUAUGCUACUUAUUCUUGGCUUCAUCAUUCAAAAGGACAUGUUGCAAUU